AUGCUUGCCAUUAUGAGCUUCCUUUGCUACAGCUGCCUUUCAUUCUCGCUGUUCAAGCAAUCCCCAAAGGAGCCUCGCGAAACGCACAAGAGGCUGCAGUUUGGCCUCAACACCGUCAUCUGCUCAGUCUGCUUUGCCAGGGUGCUGCUGCUUGUGGUGCACAUAUUAGACGACAGGAGCCCUGACAUGGACUUGAUUUACAGUGCCUUCACAGACAUCAUGUUCUAUUUCCGAAGUGGGAUCCUUGCCCCUAUGCCGCUGCUCUGCAUCCUCUACUCCUUGCUAACCAAACACAAGAACAACUGCCAAAGCGGGGGCAUGGACUAUCAAAGACACUGCAAAACAGGAGAGUGCCAGAACUUACCAUGGGAGCCAGAAGGUAGCACAAGCAGCGGUGCAAGUGCUAUAUGCAGCAAGGUUCCCAAUUCCAGGGCAAGGAAAGGAGGACGUCACAGAACUCAUGCAACUCUUGCUGUUAGACUAUUCAUGGUCUUCAGUGGAAUACGAGUGACGAUGGGACAGACCGACUCUUUGACAGUGAUGCAAGUACCAUAUGCAUCUCAGCUCCUGUAUAUUGGCCUGGUGGCAGCUGUGGCCAAGUACACAAUGAGAUGGAGGGCUCAAGCAGACCAGACUUCAGUAACGGUUACUGCGUUCAUUUUGUUCAUACUUUCAUUCUCUCAGAUUGGACUGUUGUGGUUCAGCUUGGACAGAAAAGACAAUGACAUGUUGAACGUGAUACACACUACAGGGCCAGCGCCCAUACUGCCCCCCCUUGUUGCCCUGUGGCUGUAUCCUAUUGGGUAUGAAAGAACACGGUCGAAGUACAGGAGGAGAGUAGCACAUUGGGACAGGGACCCUGGCUCAAUGGUUCGUUUGUGCAAGUUGCUGAAUGCAUGGUACAAGUGGGUCAUAUACAUUGCAGCCACGGCAGUCGUCUGGGCGUAUGGGUUGAUUCUGUUUUUGAAAACAGACAACGUCUAUCCAUUGUUUUCGUCAGUAGUGGUGCUGGCACUUUCGAGCGUGGUCGGUGUUAUACCCAUGCUUUCCAGACAUAUUGAGGAGCUGCAGGAUGACUGCAAGGAUAAUUGCCACCCAGAUGUCGUCACCAUACCAAUCAUUGGUUCAUCGCGGAGCACAUCAUUCAUUCUAUUGCAUUUCGAUUGGAAGGCUGAGAGGAUGCGAUUUGAGAGGGUGCAUUCAAUUGUAGACCACAGCGACUGGGGUAGGAAGGAUUAUGCACUUCUGUACGAUGUUGCCGGGGAUGGGCUGAUGUCUAAGUCAGAAUUCACCACUGCAGCGUUUUUCAGGUGUGUCAAGGCGUACUGUAAAAUCGUGAGGCGCGUUGGUGGGUGGCACUAUCUGAGUGAGAAAACUGUCAGAAUGUCUGGACAGAUCAUGGAUGCUCUUGAGGAGUGCCCGUACAUGCACGAGGGGCACCUAAGGCUGUUCCUGUUUAUAAGGGCAGUCAUGACCACGACAUUCCUGGCCGGUGCUUCAAGACACAAAUUGUUGUUCCAUCUGAAGCAGGACAGUGUGGACUCUGUGGCAACUUUCAUCGAGGAUGUGACGAUGGGCAAGGUGAAGAAUGGAUUUGAGAUCAUGUGCAGUGAUGGCAAGCCACUGGGUUCAGAUGAUGCCGAUGCCCUGUUAAGAAAAUUUACAGAUAGAAGUGAUCGUGAUGUGGCAGCCAUGCUGCUGUUGCAAAUGGCAGCAAUAUCUGGGGACAACAGGGUCUACAUCGCGGACACCUUGGCGGAUGGAUCGGAUGUCUAUUUGGACUACAGCUUCAGGACCAAGACAUGGAGUUACACCACGCUGUCUAAGAACAGACUGCUCGAGAAUCCAAAUUGUGCAACAAGCGCAGAUGUUGGUGGCGUGUACGACGUCUUCAAGAAGUCCAGUGCCCAGGGUUUGUCUGGGAAAAGCCACCAGGAAAGGCCGUCCGCGGAUUCGGUCCCCACCACAUUGACUACGUUCAAAAUCUUGAGGCAGCACAUCAUGAAGUAUUUAGUUGGCUACAUGGGACUGUCCACCUUUUUCAUUGCGUUCGGGGAGUCUUUCAACUGA
This is a messenger RNA of Ostreobium quekettii, 2070 nucleotides long. The record is from the annotation of a GenBank genome assembly. Lineage: Eukaryota; Viridiplantae; Chlorophyta; Ulvophyceae; Bryopsidales; Ostreobiaceae.